Molecule: messenger RNA, 4190 nt
Organism: Sceloporus undulatus (fence lizard)
Lineage: Eukaryota; Metazoa; Chordata; Lepidosauria; Squamata; Phrynosomatidae
Gene: FAXC
Product: failed axon connections homolog, metaxin like GST domain containing
Exons: 6
Coding region: 266-1525 (419 amino acids)
Cellular component (GO): cytoplasm
Source: RefSeq, a predicted model, not a curated record
UCUCUCUCUCUCUCUCCUGACCUCCUUUUGUCCUCCCUUUCUGGGGAGCCUGGGCGCAGGUGUGGGGCAGUGGUCCUGCUUGCGAGGCAUGACAUCACUGGUCCAGGCUGCAGGAGCCCCGGGAGGAGGCUGAGAAGGAGGCAGGCCAUGGAGAGGCUCCGGAUGCUGCAGCAGAAGCAGCAGCGGAGAGCCCCAAGGAGACCCGGCGCAGCCCCAGCCCCAGCCUCCCUGCUGCUGGGCUGCUGCUGAGGCUGGCCCUCCCCCGAUGGUGCCCGGCGGCUGCGGGGAGCGAGGGGAGCCCCGGCGCAGCAUGCCCUGGGCAGUGGGCAUCGCCUCUCCCCGCUCUUGCGUGGCGGAUCUCAGCCGGAACCAGAGCCUCCUCUGGUGGUGCUCCCAGGAGGAGCCCUUCUCCUUCUAUGGGGAGGUGGUGGCCUUCCCCCUCCCCGAAGACUACGCCGGGGCCAUGGCUGGGCUGGGCUCCGACUCCUGGUGGAAGAAGACCCUCUACCUGACUGGGGGGGCCCUCCUGGCCGCAGCCGCCUACCUCCUCCACGAGCUCCUGGCCAUCAGGAAGGAGCAAGAGAUUGAUUCAAAAGAUGCUAUAAUACUGCAUCAGUUUUCACGGCCAAAUAAUGGUAUCCCCAGUUUAUCUCCUUUCUGUUUGAAAAUGGAGACCUACUUGAGGAUGGCUGAUUUGCCCUACCAGAGCUACUUUGAUGGGAAACUUUCCCCUCAAGGGAAAAUGCCAUGGAUUGAAUACAAUAGCAAAAAGGUGUCUGGUACAGAGUUCAUCAUUGAUUUUUUGGAAGAAAAACUUGGAGUGAAUUUAAACAAGCACCUUGGUCCACACGAGAGAGCUGUUUCUAGAGCAGUGACAAAAAUGGUGGAGGAGCACUUCUACUGGACCUUGGCAUAUUGUCAAUGGGUGGACAAUCUCCAUGAGACUCAGAAGAUGCUUUCGCUCAGUGGCCCCUUCAGUGACUUGCUGAAGUGGAUUUUGUGCCAUAUAACCAAAGGAAUUGUAAAGCGUGAAAUGUACGGACAUGGCAUAGGCCGCUUCUCUGAGGAAGAGAUAUACAUGCUGAUGGAGAAGGAUAUGCGUUCUCUAGCUGGUCUUCUGGGUGAUAAAAAGUACAUCAUGGGACCUAAACUUUCAACUUUAGAUGCCACUGUCUUUGGGCAUCUUGCACAGGCAAUGUGGACAUUGCCAGGAACUAGACCUGAGAGGCUAAUUAAAGGAGAAUUGAUUAAUCUUGCUAUGUACUGUGAGAGAAUAAGGAGGAAAUUUUGGCCAGAGUGGCACCAUGAUGAUGACAACACUUUGUAUGAGUCGGAAGAAAGCAGUGAAGCAAGUAAGACACAACCUUUGCAGGACUUCAGCUUUUACUCAAGGACAGAAACAUUUGAUGAUGAAGGAACUGAGAACAGUUUUUCCCGAACCCCUGAUACUGAUUACACGGGACAUUCCCUCUUUGAUUCUGAUGUGGACAUGGAUGACUACACAGACCAUGAACAAUGCAAAUGAUGUGUCUGAGAGAGAUUUCUCCAUCUUGUGUCAGAAACACCGUUGCCUUUUGGGGAUCAUGUCAACUGCGUCAGGUUCAAAAGAGGCACGAGAUGUGUGGAGAGAGACACUUGUUCCUGAUACUGUUUUCAUGUGCUAUCUGGACCUUUUCAGUGUUUUUUUGUUUUGGGGAAGCAUUCCAAUGGAUCCUAGAUAGACAAUUUUUAAUUCCACUCAAGAAGCUGGAGAAAAGUUGACAAGGAAGGUAAUGGGGGUAGGAGAAUGGGGUUUUGCAUUAAAAGAAGAUUACGAUAAUGGUGAAGAUAGUGAGAUGGAGAGGAACGUUAUGAAGAUGGCUAGUUGAAGAGUGAUGUCCUCCAUCUUCCCAGAAACAGACUGAAGAAAACUAAAAAAAGAGUGCAGUCCUUAGGCUCAUACAAGACAGAACUGCUCAGAUGUGCUCAAAACACCAAGGAAUUACAAAAUUUUCUUUCCCUCCAUGUAUUUUCACACUCUGGGUGUGGCAAGUGACUGUUUGCUUUUUGUGUAUGGAGAAGGUUUGAGAAACAUAUAGCCUCCAGUUUCAUGGAGAAAGAGCCAACAAUGAUUAAAAAACACUAGGGUGAGGUUUUUUGGUGUGUGUGUAUGUCCGUGUGCCUAUUCAGAAUUCAGCCAUUGCUUGAUGUGAUCUGAUAAAUGUAUAUAAAAAUGUUUAACUUAUUUUGGAAAUAUUUUUUAAAAGUGACAGUGCACCAAAUUUGAUAUUUAGCCUGUUUAUAAAGUCUGCUGACACAUAAUGGGGUGACCAAGAAACUGAAUCUAGGAUCCAGUUGUGCAGUUGAAAUAAUGAAUUGAAAAGGAGACGUGAUUUUCAAUGUUUAGAUUGAUUGGGGCCAUCAGGAGAUAGGAAAUGUUUUAGCUUCCACCCCAAUAGUUAAAUCUGUUACAUAUAAAGUUUGCUCCCUAUUAUACCACUGAAAUGGGGUGGCUUCUUUCAUACUUCCUGCAGUGACCUGUGUCUUCUCUCUCUUGUCCUUCCAAUAUAUAGGUUUUCUUGCACAUGUGUGUGCACUUGCACAUGUGCACACACAUACUCACACUUAUCCCAAGCUAUAAUAAUGUCAGGCUUUCUGCUAGUGUCUAGUAAGCUGCACAAGAGAGUUUGUCCACUGAUUAAAUGAAGCAUAGAACAUAAAUCUUUGUAAGAUACAAUUGCAUCAAAGCUUGAUAAAGUUACUUUUUAAUAACAGCACUUGGAAUCCUACUGGGGAUGCAGAAAGUUGUUGUAAGAAAAGUAGUUUUUCCAAUCCAAAACAUAUUUUAAAUAAGUUUUUACUUUUUUCUUCCAUAACUUUGCAGAAUGCUACAAAGGUUGGAUUGAAAAGCUCACUGAUUUUGUUACACAACAGUGCAAGCAGUGCUGAAUUUAUAUUUUGAAAAGGAAAGGUGCUUCUAGGACUCAUAUCUACUGGGAGCUGAUCUCUUUCUUUGCUUAAGGAUCUUACCUGAAAGGGUAUGUUGGGGUUAGUUAUGAUUAAUCAAGGGGAUGCACAUGACACAUGUUGAAAGGGAUGCUUAUCUUCAACAAAUCCAGAGCUUUGAAAUAUUGGUUUUGGGGGCUCUUGCUCUUGGAAUUUUGGACUGCAACAUUUCCAAGUUGUGAUAAUGUAACUUGUUGUAGAAUAACAUUUAAUUAAUGUUACUGACGUUAUUUAUCUUAUACCCCCCUCCUCUAUGCUAAAAGGCACCAGUUAAAUUCUGCGGCAGGAUAAUUUUGACUGCUAGCAGCUUGAAAAUGUGUUUAACCAAAGUUUGCUAUUGUAACCUUCUUCUUUUUUUCUGUAUAAUGAAUCUGGUUUAUAAUCUCAUCUUAUCUGCACAGCUGUUGCAUGCCGUGCUGAGAACAGUACUACUAAACUGAUAAGGGCCUUUCAGCAAUUUUAUCGUGUUGUUGAGGGAAUAUUUGGUUUCUGGGGUUUUCUUAAUCAUUCUAUUACCCGUGUCCUCUUUUGAAGAAUACUGUGUGAACUGUAACUGAUUUCAGAACCAUAGAAAUCUAAUCACAGGGUAUGUUUAUAAGUGUCCCAGUGCUCAGAUGAUAUCUCUUAUGAGCAAAAAAUCAAAGCAUACUGUAAAUUUGAGGUUAACAAGACCUCUGUUUUGCUUGUACAAGUACAAAAUCUGCCCAAAAAGAUAGAGAGGUUGGUAGAAACAGUAGGGAUCUCUUGUGCCUUGCCUGUGACCUUCUGACUUGGUGAUAGAGCUCAUCUGAGGCCUUAAGUCAAGUGAGCUGAAGGAAUAUGAUUGUCCUUUUCUUUUGCUCCAAAUUAUUGCAACUUUCCAAACUGAGACAAGACUGAAUGUAUCUUAUCUAUGAUCUAUCUAUCUAUUGGAAUGAUUGAGUCAGUGAGCAUUCUUCUUGUCAAAAAACCUAAAUAUUACUAGAAUGGCUUAGAUAUCCAUAUGAACUCUUUUUGACCUAUAUUAGGAUAGACAAACAGACAUGAUAUCAUUCUUAUCAGUUUAACCAGAAGAAAAAAAUCUGGUUUACUGAGUGAAAUCUAAAAGGCCUGGGAAAUAAAAAAGCCUUUGAUAUCUUGCUGAAAAAGCUUGAGUGUUUUUCUGGGGAAGAAAAUUGCAGGGGCAGGGUAUCAGUAUAACAAAACAAACAAACAAACAAAACAAA